This is a messenger RNA of Antrostomus carolinensis (chuck-will's-widow), 1890 nucleotides long. Its product is annotated as bromodomain adjacent to zinc finger domain protein 2B-like. Lineage: Eukaryota; Metazoa; Chordata; Aves; Caprimulgiformes; Caprimulgidae. The record is from RefSeq and is a predicted model, not a curated record. Gene Ontology annotation, molecular function: protein binding. Gene Ontology annotation, cellular component: chromatin. The coding region runs from base 157 to 552 and encodes 131 amino acids. The transcript has 3 exons.
GGUCAAACUCUAAAAAUAAAAAAACUUCAAAUCAAAGGGAAAAAAAGUAAUGAACAAAAGAGAAGCAGGAAAUUAGCAGGAGAUACAGAGGAUGAAGACUCUGCAACUACAAGCAUCUCCUUAAAAAAAGGAAAAACAGACACUAAAAAAAGAAAAAUGGAUGAAAAUGUUUCUGUAAGCCAAUUAAAGCAAGAAAAUUUCACUGCUAUUAAGAAACCUAAAAGAGAUGACUCCAAGGACCUGGCUAUAUGCAGCAUGAUUCUCUCAGAAUUGGAAACUCAUGAAGAUGCCUGGCCUUUCUUACUUCCUGUAAACUUGAAACUUGUUCCUGGUUAUAAGAAAGUUAUUAAAAAACCUAUGGACUUUUCCACCAUUAGAGACAAGCUUAGUAGUGGACAGUACCCCAAUCUUGAAGCGUUUUCGCUAGAUGUCAGGCUUGUUUUUGACAACUGUGAAACCUUUAAUGAAGAUGAUUCUGACAUAGGCAGGGCUGGCCACAACAUGAGGAAGUAUUUUGAAAAAAAAUGGACAGAGAUUUUCAAAGUGAGCUGAAGUUACAAGAACUCUUCUUGUCCUUUUUCUUUGGUUUUCUGUUUUGUUUUGGGUUUUUUUUUCAUUAAAUGAGGACUGAUAAGACCAGCAAUGUGAACUGUAUUUACAUGAAGUGCAAGGCACAUACCUAAGUAAUGACUGUUUUUUUUCCUUUAAAAUAUCACAGAAUUGUGAUACUAGUUCUAAAGGCUUCACUCCUACAGCAACCAUGGCCCCUUGGUUAUUGGUUUUUGUGUUUUAACAAACUAAUUUAGGUAGAACAGGGAAGCACACCCAAAGAAUUUCAAAGAAAGGGGUGUAAUAGUGCAAUAGCAAUCUAAAAUAUAUCAAAACGCACUGAAUAUUCAACCACCAGAGCUCUACUUGGGGAAAUGGUUCUCUUUUCCCUUUCAAUAAAUAUCUAUUUUUCAUUUUUUUACUUUGUAGUUUAUUUUUUAGUGAAUGUAUUUAAUUUUAUGAAUUAUUUAUGAUUAUACAGCAUUCAGAAUCUUCGUUUUCUGUGAAAAGGAAGAAUUAGAAAAUUGCUUUAAAUCUUGAAAAUACAACAAGGAAUGUUUUAAAAUAUAAAACAAAGCCAAGUAAAACUGUUUACACUGAUGUGCUGUAAAAGCACUAAAAAUUAAAUCUUUACUGUAGAGUUACAAGUACAUUUAUAUAUAUGUUGCUGCAUCACCUGUGUAGUUAAAUUGUAUUUCAAAACAGUGAAGAAAAAUUGAGACAUGUAUAUACUGUUCAUUAUUGUUUAUAUUAAGUCUUGUUUUAAAUAUGUAUGAUGUGUACAUAUUGUUUGCAGACAUUAUUGUUUAUGCCUUAGGAGGAUGGUAGCAUUUUAUUUUAGUCUUAAGGUAAUUACAGCUAUAUGGCUUGUACAGUAAUUAUCCUCUACCAACACUGUGGAGUCUCCUUAAUCUUGGUAGUGCCUGCCUUUAAAACAGGGUGUAGGGGAUAUUAGUUUUCCAUUUUUCUAUUUUGUUAUAUAAUUUCAAGCCACCACGGCCUCAAAUUCAAGUAUAAUCAUUUGUAUCCAUGUGGAAUAAAAUUGUGACAAUUUCCUACGCACACAGUAUUUUUUCAUAGAAACAUUUCCCUCCAUUUGCCUUGCCACAGAAAUAACAAAAAAGACAUUUGUAACCACUGUGUUUUAUCUACUGUGUGUUGUGGUGGCCUGUUGAGGCAGAUAGAUCAGAAUUUUUUUUGUACUAAUGUAAGAGUACUUGAAGUUUUAUUUAAAAGAAAUGUUGUGGAAAGGUAGCAUUCUUUUUCUUUUCCUUUUUUAGGAGUGUUAUUUUUCACUAGUAUGUGUGGCACGGAUACAAUAAAAGACUGUUUUGCAAACCA